Messenger RNA from Dioscorea cayenensis subsp. rotundata (Guinea yam), 2470 nucleotides. RefSeq lists its product as uncharacterized. The record is from RefSeq and is a predicted model, not a curated record. NCBI's taxonomy places the organism in Eukaryota, Viridiplantae, Streptophyta, Magnoliopsida, Dioscoreales, Dioscoreaceae. Bases 30 to 2276 code for a protein of 748 amino acids. The transcript has 7 exons. Gene Ontology annotation, molecular function: protein binding.
GAUUACAAACCAAUUUAGAAGAUCAAUAAAUGGACCCUAGAUCACCAGCCACCACCACGACCAUACCCCUAAAAUCCAAUGACGAAAAGAAUCUCACAUAUAAAGAAUUCCAAGCAAUAGACCGUGCAAUCCAAAGAGAAGACUUCGCAUUCCUACAAGAAUAUGUGAAGGCUACUUCAAAUGGUGAACUCCGGUGGGUAAACCUCUCCAAGGACCCGCUGCUUAACGUAAUGAUAGCUUAUGACAGCAAGGAUGAUAUCUUGCUCAAACUGAUCGACAUGAUGACGCCCAAGGCCUUGAAGGCGAAAAACAAGGUCGGUGACACGGCCUUACACGUCGCAGCGGCCAUGGAUAGAAAGGCUGUGGCCACUGCCCUCAUCCUGAAAAAUGACGAUCUCAUCCAUUACAGAAACAAGAAUUGGGAGACACCCCUCUUAAGGGCCGCUCGUUUUGGUAGUGCCGACACUUUCGACUGCCUCUUAAGUUACGGCAGCGACAUCUUUGCCAGAAAUGAAGACGGGUCCAGUGUUCUUCACUGUAACAUAUUAGGCAAUAAUCCAGACUUGGCCUUAAAAAUAGCACAACAAUAUCCAAAGUUGAUGCUGAGUAGGAAUAGUAAGGCAUUGACCCCUUUACAACUUCUGGUCACCAUUCCAGAAAUGUUUCAAAGUAGUUUGGUGAUGGGGCAUGCGGAAUCAUUAAUUUAUGCAAUUAUUCCAUUAAAUAGCCACAAUGAUUCAAAGAAACUUGGAAAAAAAAGAGAUGAAGAGGCUCCUCACAAGUCCACAAGCUCCGAACAUUCGAAAUAUUGGGUCGAGGAUGAUAAGGAUAAUGCAGAAGAUGACAAAUUUCUAAAAGAAUCAAAGGCAAAGUCUAGCAAAAAAUUCUUGAAGAACUGUCAACGCUAUGUAACUGGGGGUGCCUUUCAAGUGCGCUUCUACAUCAUUUUAAUUUUGAAAAAAUUGUCCAAAAGGGUAGAGAAGCUUGAAGAACAAAAGACGAAGCACGCACAAACCAUGAAGCUUAUUGCAUACCUUGCAAGAGAUCCGGAUUACUGGGAUUUCAUCCAGCAUGGAAUAUUCAGGCAAGAAAUUGAUGACGAUGAUGAUAGUGACGAUGAUGAUGAUAUUGAGUACAGAACUUCAGAUGCUCCAUUUGAUAGUUCAGAUGAAAGAGCUACUAUUAGUCCCCAAAAUGAAAAGAUUCCAUCUUGUUGUUUAGAGAUAAAGAAUUUGAUUUCAAAGCAAACGAAUUUGAUAAAAGAGCAAAAUAAUUUGUUUAAAGAAUUCAAGAAGGAAAGCGAAAGUAAAAAGGAGCCUGAACCAACACGAUGGCAUGACUCACCUCUCAUAGUUGGUGCCAAGAUGGGGCUACAUGAUUAUGUAGAACAAAUUUUGAAGGCAUGCCCGCAAUCAGUUGAGAUCAAAGACAUGGACGGAACUAAUAUCCUACAAGUUGCCAUUAAACACCGUUAUGUGAAGAUUGUGAAGAUUAUAGCUGAGAUGAUAAAUGGACCUAAUCCGGUGUUACCAACUUGGUUGUUGUCGGACGUUGACAUGAAGGACAACACUAUCCUGCAUUAUGCUGCUGAAACAACCAUCAAAGGCGAAGGAUUGGCACUGCAGAUGCGGCACGAGAUCAAAUGGUUUGAGAUGGUGAAGAAGCUGCUCCCAAAGGAUAUGGAGUAUAGCAGAAACAUAAAAGAGAAGACGGCUCAUGAGCUGUUCGACCAGAACCACGCCGAGAUGGUGAAGAGCGGAAGGGAUCAGCUGAUGGAAAUAGGGAAGACAUGUUCAGGUCUCCUUGCAGCAGUGGUGUUCGCCACUAGCUUCAACAUUCCCGGAGGCAAAGACUCAGACAAUAACGCAAAAAACAACAUGACUAAUACUGAAGGAAACCAUUUCAGUAACGAGUCAGUGGGUUUCAAGGUGUUCACUCAGGCGUAUAUGAUUGGGUUGUCCUUGGCGACUUGUUCUCUUAUUCUCUUCUUAUCUUUCCUGACGUCUAACUAUAGCCCUGAAGCAUUCAGGAAAUCACUUCCGACCAGGUGUAUAUUGGCAGGUGUGUCCUUCUUCUGUGCCUUGAUGGCUCUUCUGGUGGCUUUCGUAUGCAAUGCAUACCUUACUAUUUAUGGAGGGGGGAAACCUAAGGCUGAGGACUUGCUACCACUCAUCCUUGAGCUCACUGGCUUCCCAUUGUUGUGGGCCGUUGUUUGGUUUUUUGGUGGCUUUGGCUCUGGAUUUUUGGAUUUCAUUUUAAAGAAGUUCCGCCGAUGAUAAGUGCUGUCAUGCACACACGUACACACGUAUUGACGUACACUUAACAGUACCAUUGUUUGGUGUUAAGUUUGUGAUGAGGGCUGCUUGGAUUUGGCUUCUGAUUUUCAUUUUAUUUUUAUUUUUUUAAUCACAGUCUUCUUUUCUUUUCUUUGGAUUGUAUGACUGAAUUAAGAUUGGAUUUUAUAUCAACA